Tribolium madens (black flour beetle) is the source of this 2227-nucleotide messenger RNA. It is a transcript of the gene tadr, whose product is annotated as cationic amino acid transporter 2. Gene Ontology annotation, biological process: amino acid transport. The transcript is spliced from 11 exons. Bases 169 to 2082 code for a protein of 637 amino acids. Gene Ontology annotation, molecular function: amino acid transmembrane transporter activity. Gene Ontology annotation, cellular component: plasma membrane. NCBI's taxonomy places the organism in Eukaryota, Metazoa, Arthropoda, Insecta, Coleoptera, Tenebrionidae. The record is from RefSeq and is a predicted model, not a curated record.
CGAUCGAUUAAUGCAGUUGUAAUGCGGAAGAUUUAUAUUUUCGUUAAAAAUCAGUAAAACAAACAAACUUUGAUCAAAACCCGUCAUGUCGACGUAAUCUCGCAUCCACACAUUUAUAAYUCUURGAAACCGAAUCGGUUACUCCAAUGGAUUUUCUCUGACGAUAAAAUGAGUCUUUUGCAAGAAUUUGGAAACUCUUGCGUCCACUGGUCGGUGGGUUUGACGGUCCUCGUGGGCCUCAUCGCCUCAGAACACUCCGGUGCCAUCACAAUUAUCGCGUUACCGAUUUCGGCGAUAUUCCUAACAUUAUCAGCAUUAUGUGGGGCGUCCCUAAACCCGACCGACACAUACAAGAAACGAAAAUUAUGUGAUAUUUUAGACUUUUUUCAAAUCUGGAUGGAAAUUUUAGAAUUUCUAGCUGCAUCAGCUACCUGUGCUAGGAUUGCUAGUGCUACUAUAGACUAUAUCAGCAAUGAGAAAUUAAGAGAGUGGUUUCUAGGGAUAGAAUCACACUCGUUGGGCGAGCCCUGGCCUGACAUUUUAGGCGUUUCUAUUGUUAUUGUUGUCAUUGGAUUGUUUAUGAUGGGGCUUGAGAAAUCGCCCUUUUUUACCGCCCUUCUGUUGGUAUCAUUGUUAGUCACUUUUGGGUUCUUCGUUUCGGUUGGCUGCUUUGAAACCGUGGUAGAUUUAGCUAAAUGGAGCCAAGAUUUUAAAACGUGUACUAUACAAACGAUACUAUCAGCGGCAGCCAUGUGUUCAUACGGUUUCAACAGUUCUUAUCAGAAAAUCACCAGACACAAGUUUGUCAAAAUUGUAGUAAUGGUGUUUUUCCCCUUAUUCUUGUACAGUUUUGCCACCAUAGUUUUCACCCUGAUGUCGCACUCCAAGGAAUUGGCUGGAACCGCGACCCCUAUGUUGCGAGUUUUUGAACUACGAGACGUGGAUUGGGCCCGUUUGGUGAUGUCCAUUUGUAUGAUUUGCACCACAUGUCUGGCCUUGACUGAAAUUUUCCCGUCUUUGUAUUCGCUGUUUGAGGUUUUGGCGAGUAAAGAGUGGCAAAUUUUUUUAGCGUCUUUGAGGUACCGGAACUCGUUUACGGGGGCUCCCCUACUUGCCAUUUUUUCAGCAGGUAGUCUGAGUGCCAUUUUGGCCUUCGCGUGUCCUUUGGCAUAUCUCAUCAAAAUUUUAAACGUUUCAACUCUACUAAAAGCCAUUUCGAAAUCACUAUUGGUGCUAUAUUACUACUACCGACCCGAAUUUCGAAACGAGUCUUAUCUAGUCGCUCCUAGUAUGACUCAAUACAGCAAACUACAUUCGAAAAAUCAGAAAGAAACCAAUUUGAAAAAUAAAAUUACGGGUAUUAUAUCAGGAUGGAAGAAGAAUGUCUCGCCCACUAGUGCCAACAGAAACCGGACUCCAAAAGAAGGGACGACUCAAGACGAUGAGUAUUUGCUCCUGAAUGAGUAUUGUGAUAAGUCUGAUGUUGUUUUAAACGAAGUCAGUUCCGAUGAUGAAGAGAGAGAGUCAGUGGUUUCGAGCGAUGUUGAAGAUUCGUACAGUUCCACCGAUGUUGAUACUGCUGUUCAAGAAUACAAAGACAAAAUUCAAGUGGCAACGAUCGACAACUUUAACGAAAACAAAUACCCGACGUACGUGACAGCAACAACUGUUGUUAUAUUUUUAAUAAUUAUAGCUAUAGCGACAAUAAGUUUAUCGCAAGUGUUGACUUGGAAAUUUUACAGUUUAUUGUGGCCAUGUUUUACGGUUUCGGUGUUUUCGACUCUUAUUAUUUUAGUGAUGCCACAUAAUUUGUACCAAUCGGAAAACGGUUUGUUACCUAAAUCGGUCACUCCAUUGUGCAAUCUAAUUGCGAUUCAAGUGCAUAUCAUUUUGGUGGCCACAAUACUGCACGAGGUUUGGCCGGGAAUUAUUUUUUGGGUCAGUGUUGGAUGUCUGCUUUUCUGGCGAUGCGAUUGUUGUACCUGUGAUGGGCUGUUACCUAACAAUAAUCAAAAAUCAAAACUAAAUAUUACCGAAAAUUUCACCGACAAUUAUGUGGACACGAUUUUAAUCAGUAGAUGACAGGACUGUGACGAUUACCACGACGCAAAUUUUAUUUUUGAAUCAGAUGAUGAAAAUAAUUGAAUUUGUAUGUGAUUUUGUACCGUUGCACUAUGUCGGUGUAGAAAUUUUAGAGACAUAGAAGAGUAUUAAUUGCAAUAAUGUG